Messenger RNA from Gamsiella multidivaricata, 932 nucleotides. Its product is annotated as 30S ribosomal protein S16. Gene Ontology annotation, biological process: mitochondrial translation. NCBI's taxonomy places the organism in Eukaryota, Fungi, Mortierellomycota, Mortierellomycetes, Mortierellales, Mortierellaceae. The transcript has 2 exons. Gene Ontology annotation, cellular component: mitochondrial small ribosomal subunit; ribosome. Gene Ontology annotation, molecular function: structural constituent of ribosome. The record is from RefSeq and is a predicted model, not a curated record. Bases 209 to 550 code for a protein of 113 amino acids.
AGCGGCGUAAGCGGAGAGAUGUUCAAGGAAGGGGCGAGGUGUGGAAGGCACUUUUUUCUUUUCUUUUUUCUUUUUUUUUGUAGUAGCAUUCAAAGUGGCUUUCGUCGGCGGCGAACAACAACAGUCACCUCCCUUCACCUUCCUGAUCUCGGACUUGACACGACUGAUCAGCAUCCUCCUGUUCACUCUUCAAGCAGUCGCCAGCAUCAUGAUCUCCAUCAAGCUUGCACGCCACGGUCUCAAAAAUACACCAUUCUACCAUAUUGUGGUGCUUCAGAGCCGCUCCAGGCCCACAAGGAAACCCAUUGAGCAGCUCGGCACAUUCAACCCGCUUCCAGACAAGAACGGUACCAAGGCGGUUACCCUCGACUUUGAACGUGCAAAGUACUGGAUCAGCGUUGGCGCAAAGCCAAGCGACACUGUCUCCCGUAUUCUAGCCAAGGCUGAUAUUAUCCCCCCAAAGCCAAGACCAGGAAUGCCCAACCCUGCACCUUCGACUCCCGUCAAAAUCUCCCCAGCUCCUGCUGCACCCACCACCCCAUCUGCAUAAUUCCAUUCUAGAGCCCUCCUUCUCCCCCGCCUCGCUUUUGCUUCUUUUCGUUCUUCACAUGUAUUAAAGCCAACUUUUCAUCAGCAGGAAAUCUGCAGGGAGUGUUCGUUAAGUAUUAAACAGGACCUGAGAGCGGUCAACGCGCAGCAGCAACAGGAGCAAGAACAGGAGUGCAGGCAAUCUGGAUUGAAAGGCGGCAAUGGAGAGCGCGUGCAAUGCACACGAAAGUAUUUAUACGUGCAAGAGUGCACUGUGCAUGAGCGCUAUUAUACAUCAACUCAGGAAUGCAAUCGAGGACCUCGGUUCGGGAGCCAACGGAGAGAGCAUUAGGAAAGAAGAAAGAGAAAUAAGGAUCCUUCUGCGGCAGAAAUAAGGAUGGAUG